CGAGAGAGGUAACCUCCCUUCACCGAAGAGAGGUAGAAAGGUAUGCUUGCAGGGGUCCCCUGUAUAGCCUUAGGAGUAGUGGUAGGCAGUGAAAAGAAAGAUAUGUUCCGUGACAUGGCAGAACGCCAGUUAAAAGAAAGAUAUGUGAGUGAUCUGAAGGCAUCACUCAAGCUCGCUAUCCCCUUGCUGCCGCGAUCGGAGGGUCUUCGCUGCUCGGUUUCCCGCCUAACGCGUUCCCCCGCGCUCUAACGCCUGCACAUUCCCUCCUUCCGGUGAGAGCGUGUAGGCGAAUCCCAGCUCAAGGCGGACGAGAUAUCAACAUGAACCUCCAGGCUCCCGCAAGAGAGGAGUAGUCCUCACCACCCAACCUCCGAAAGCUCGGAUCACAGGACGGCGCGACUCGUCCCAGCGAUGGGGAAGAGCCCUCCGGGAGCAUUUAAACCCUAUGCUUUUCCCUCGACGUAUGGUUAUGGGUCUCUCUGUUCUUAUCUUUGUCAGUGAAGGGAACAAACGCUCAGAAAACAA
Molecule: messenger RNA, 525 nt
Organism: Chara braunii
Lineage: Eukaryota; Viridiplantae; Streptophyta; Charophyceae; Charales; Characeae
Source: the annotation of a GenBank genome assembly